Staurois parvus is the source of this 338-nucleotide messenger RNA. NCBI's taxonomy places the organism in Eukaryota, Metazoa, Chordata, Amphibia, Anura, Ranidae. The record is from the annotation of a GenBank genome assembly.
UCAUGCUGCUGCCAGGUCCAGAGUCUCUCAUGGGUCCCUGUACGGCCUCCCAUUGCUGCUGUCUCCAUCGCCACACUCUGCCAUGUGCCACUUCAGGUCUCCUCCACACUGCUGGUGGGUUCCAUUUUGUCAUAGGGUGCUGGCAGAUUACGGGCCUCCAUUGCUGCUGCCAGGCCCGUAAUCUGCCAUGGGCCCCUGUACCGCCUCCUCAUGCUGCUGCCAGGUCCAGAGUGUCUCAUGGGUCCCUGUACGGCCUCCCAUUGCUGCUGUCUCCAUCGCCACACUCUGCCAUUUGCCACUUUCAGGUCUCCUCACACUGCUGGUGGGUUCCAUUUUGU